CUGAUUAAAUAACGCAUGCGCACUGGGGUCAUUGCAAAUGGCGGAUUCUGUUAUUGUUCCAUGGCGCACAUCACGGGGAUGAAAUUAUGCUCGAAAAAAUAUCUCAAGCAGAUAUGGAGGAAGGGGAAGGCCAGGACCUAGCCACCACAGUAUUGACCUGUGAGGGGGACCUGCGCGACCCCGGAUUCCCGGGGCGUCUACGGAGCCUCGUGCUGCGCCUCCGGGAACUCAUCUCCGAUGAGGAGCAGCCGCUGUGGGUGAAGAAGGUGGAGCCGUGGAACAGCGUGCGGGUGACGUUCACGCUCCCCCGCGAUGCGGCGUUGCGGCUGCGGCAGCUGGCCCAGCGUGGCGACCAGGCACUCCGCGAACUGGGCAUCCUCUCGGUCCAGGUCGAGGGAGACCAGAUCAUCAGCCUUACGCUUGCUGGUCGUUACGGGGAGCCACCGAAGGAGAUCAUCAUCCAGAAAGCGGCGGAAGAGGGCGGUGAGCAGGGCUUACCGGCAUCACCGCACGUGCCUGGAGUGCCAUCGUCGUCCCCAGCUCUCGCUGCUGCCGCGUCCAGUCGCGCAGGCUCCUCCUCCACCACCACCACGCCUGCCGAGCCUCCCUCCAUCCAGGCUAGGAGUCCCGCCUUUGCAGCGGCUGCGGCCACUUCGACCAGCGGCAGCAGCGGCAGUGCCUUUCGCUCUCCCAACGUAGUCGCCCCGCCACCACGGGAACCGCUGCCAUUUCUGUCGAGCGGCUCGUCGCGAUUGGUGCGACCCAGCGCCAAGACACGCCCGCCGUUCCCCUUUGCAAGCAUGACUCACUCCAUGAAGCAGAACAGCGCGGCAGCUGCCGCUGCCGCUGCAGCGGCCACUACGACGAGUGGGAGCAGGUUUCCAUUUUCGCCCUCGCCUCCCCUGGCCGCGGCGCUCGGGGCAGCCCAGCGGCUCGGCAAUGCAACGCGCGGCAACGUGGCGCUGUCUAGUCCGCUGCUGGUGAACCUACUCCAGAGCGAGACUGGGUCUGGCAGUCCGCAGAAGACGAUGAUGCCUCCGCCUCUAGACACGGGCCAGCCGACUAAACGGAAGCGCAGGCCCCCCAAAGGGAGCCGGGGCAAGGAGGGCUGUUCCCCGCCCGGUUCGCCAUCCUCGCCACCUCCUGUGAGCCCAAGCUGCGACGGCACCAACAUCCUCGGCAGCCGCGGCUUCCCCCUGUCCUCCCACAUUCCCACCUCGCCGCCCCACGCGACGCCGCCGACGGCGACGGUCUCCGUGGCCCCUCCCUCGCCCCCCACCGCGGCUGAGAGCCGCACGACCACUCACCUCAUCAACCCUUUCACCGGCCACCUGGAACCCAUGCCUUCCGACGAAGAGGACGACGAACCGGCUGUCCGGGACCUAGAGACCUCGGAGUCUUCCGAGAACGGAGGCCACUCGGAGCGCAGCCUCUCCGAUGGAAGCACCGGCGGCAAGGAUCCGGGCAACCCGUCGUCCGACACAGACUCCGGCAUCGGGAAGUCCUCGUCGUCGCAGUCCUCCAACGACCCCGAGCCGCCGCCGCGUGAGGAGGUGUCUCGCGUCUCUCUGCCGCCCACCGAAGGCGAGAAGCUCAAGUUAAGGCUAAAGCUGGACUCUAAGAAAAGCUGCCCUGUGAAGCCGGAGAUCGAGGCGUCGCCGCCACCUUCGCCGCAGGGCGAGCCUCCCCGGGUUCCGCCGCUGCACAUAUCUCUGCGAGGCCCGAACGUGGCGGUGGUGGUGAGCCCGCGGAAGCCGGAGGCGGCCCCCAAGAAGCGGUCGCCCCGGUCGCCGCGUUCGAGCAACGGCGCGGAAGGCGGCGGGGCCAGCAACGACACGCGGAGGGGCUACCGCGGAGCCAGGGCUCGGGCUGACAAGGGAGCCGAGCGGAUGCGGGAGCUUAGCUUACUGUCGGGCGGCAUCGUCACGCGAGUGCCCGUGUCGGUGCCCGUGUCCAUGUCGCCGACCGUGGUGCUGACGCCACUGCAACUGCAACACCCGAUGGGGGCUGGGGGCACCCGGCGGACUCUGCCGUCGCCUUCUUCUUCUUCGUCUUCGCCUUCUUCUUCGUCUCCCUCAUCCGCCUCUUCUUCCUCCUGCGCACAGAGUACAAAACCCCACUGGUCUGCCACCUCGCUGGGGCCAGAGGCAGACUCCUCCGUUAGCGAUGGUUCUAGCCCGCUGCGAGACCGUCCCGAUCUACCUCAUGCCCUGCGGUCCGCGGACCACGACACCGGCGCUGCCACGUUGGCAACAACGACGACGACAGCAGCAACAACCGUGGCAGUGCCGCCGCGUCAAGCCGGCAACAACGAGCCUGCCACAAACAGUGCCUUGGGAGCCCUCGAGUGCCACACAACGCCGCACCGGACAGCGCUGAGGCCUGGGAGCGUUCCGACACCCGAGACCAACGGGGUGCUGCACAUCGACGAGGAAGAGCAGCGGUCACCCAGCCCCUGCCGUGCUUCCCCGUCCUCUCUGGCCAAGACGACGAUGACGGUGGCGACGACGAGUGCAAUAGAGAAGAAGCCCCUUGCCAACUGCAUCGAGGGGCCCAUCACCAACCACGUCGGCUCGACCAAGGGCGACGAGGUCGACGAGCUCCGCGAGAUGGCCGAGCGGAGGCUGUCUCCGACGCCCAUGGCACGGAUCAUCUCCCUGGACGCCGUCGCAACCAAGAAGGCCACCUUCGGGGGUCCCGUCUUCGAGGUGUCGGACGUGGACGUGCCCGCGGCACUCAAGUUGGGCGGCCUGGUAGGCGGGAACCACCGGAUGCCCCUGCUCAUCCCGACCGGUGGCGGCGGAACGUUUCGUGGCGACGUGGUGCUUCGCCAGGAGUACGCCGCUGCCGCCCACCACCACCCGCACCACCACUUCCACUGCACCACGGCCAAUUCCGUCCUCAAGCCUGGCAUUGUGCGCGUGAACCGGCUCAGGUUCGGAGCGGGCUUUGCCACGGCUACCGCCGCCUCCACGGUCGCGGCCACGGGAACGACACAGCCAAGGGUGGAGACGACGGCAUCAAACGUGGCUGUAAAAACCAACGGCAUCGCGUCGUCAUCGCCGCUGCAGAACGAGUGCGACUCGACGAUAGACGCGGAGUCGAGCCUCGACUCGGACGACCUCGUCCCGAAUGGGCCGUCAACGACGACGUCCCUAGUGGCGGCGGGGUCACUGUCGGCAAGUGCAACGUCACAGACACUAUCGGCGGCAAGUGCAAUUGUGUCCAGGUCGGACGGGUUUUCGGAACUGCCACUGUCUCGUGGCCUGUGUGACUCGGCGACCAACGGCAGUGUGGAUUUUGUUGCAGUGGUCGGCAGUGACAACGGUGUGACGACAACGGGGAGGGCCGAGGAGAAUGGGGAGGUUGUGUCACCGGACUCGAACCAUGAGCCACUACCACGUGACCCCUUAGGCCCCAGCGACACUGACGGUGACAAGAGCGGUGACGAGGAGGAGGCGAGCUCGGCCCUGUCAGAGGAGAGAGGGAGUUCCGUCUCGCCGCCAAGCGAAGACCCCUGCAGCAACAUUCCGCCAGACCGGCCGUCGUCGGCAUCGUUGCCACCCGCUGCACCCUCGCCCCUCCCUCCCCCACCAUCAUCCUCCCCGGAAACCACCGCGGUGGUGGUGGCCUCUAGUCAGUCGAUGGCCACCCCGUCCGAGGCGGCAGCGCCCUCUUCGCUCUGUGUGGUGGCGAGCUCCAUAUCCUCCUCCUCCAUACCUUCUUCCUCUUGCUCGUCCGCCACGACCUGGGACUCCACGCGGCUGAUGACGACGUCCGACGUGGCCGAGGCAAUGCCGAGGACGCAACCCCAGCCUGCCGGCAGUUUGGUGGACGUGCCUUCGAGCACGUUGCAGGUUCCUGGGGGCCAAAUGAUCUCGCCUUCCAUGUGGAGCACCGCGGGCAGCAGUAGCAGCAGCAGCGGUGCCGGCAGUGAUCCACAGCAGCGGCUCACGUUCAUCUUCAAGGGCAACCUGACGGCAGCAACGACAAGUUCCUCCUCGUCCCCGACCAGUUGCCACCCCGUGCUGGCCCUCCCGGCUAGUUCCGGAAGCGGCGUGCCCAAGACGGUUCCGAUCAAGCUCCUGGCCCUUCCGUCAGGCACCUCCGGGCUCACUCUCAAGUCGUCCCUGGCCGAGUUGAUCUCUUCUCCGGCCACCCAGGUUGGCUCGCCACGUUCGGCGUCCAGCAGGUCCGUGUCGCCACCGAUUCGGCUCGUCGUAUCCAAGAUGGCGCCAACAGUCAAGGGCACCGGCCUCAGCAACACGGCCAGAGCAGUGCCGUCACCCACUGGUCCACCGUUGUCGACCUCGAGCCCAUCCCUGGUGAACAUGGUCGUGAAAUCGGUGAUGGCCGCCGCGGUAACGAGUGCAAUGACGACGACGGCACACCUGCCCGCAACGAUGACCAGCGCUGAGGCAGCUCCCACUUCAAUGCUGUCCAGUACGGCACCGUCGUCAGCGAAUGUUUCUCUACCGGUGGCGCCAGACGAACGGCAGCCAGUUGUGAGUGGUGUUUGUGAAGUGUCGGGGGAGGAAGGAGCGCCCGUCGAAGUAGACUCUCGGGAGGCAACGUGUGCAAUGGCGGCAACGCCCUCUGUGGUUGUGACCGAGGCAGACACGCGCGGAGGAGCCACCGCAGCGGCGUCUGCCGGGGUGGUGCCAGCGGCGGUCGCCGAGCCGGGUAGUAGUGGCGGAGGAGAGUGUGGUGAUGUGGACAAAAGCCAUUUGGAGCGGCUCGCGUCGCCCACAUUGUUGUCGGGAGUUUGUGCGGACUUGGCGGAGGACGGCGAGCUGGCGGUGCUGAGCCCCUCGGUGAUUGCCAAUCACAUUGGGUCGCCCCAGCUGCCAGACUCGCUGUCGACGCUUUUGGACAUGGCGAUAGACCCGCCUGACGAUGAUGACGACGACGAGAGUGAACUGGCGAGCAACCGGGAUUCCCCGUUGCCCGUGUCGCUGCUGCUCACGAACCACAAGGACUCUGAAGAGGAGCCACAGAUGCGAGAGCACGAGGCCGAUCUAGAACUGCUACGGACAUGUCCCGAGGCUUCGGUUGUUUGUGCACCUGGUGACGACCUGGGGGACGAUGGCCGACUUAGGAAUCAGAGACGACGGACAGCACAAGUGCCAUCUCCGGCUGCGGCCGAGGAGGGAGAGUCCGAUCACUCGAGCGAGGAGGAAAUGUCGCUGAGCGAGCUCGCGCACAAGUCCAGGGUGCGGCCGCCUCGGCCGCAGCGGCAGGGCAAGGAGAACGAGGCGCUCACGACGGUGGCGACGGCGGCGGACUCCCCGGCUCCGACGACGCGGCGGGAGGACGGCGGUCCCGGUCGGCCACGGCGGCUGACGGCGGCGGGGAGCAGCGAGUCCAAGGCUGCCCGGUCCAGGCUGGGGCAGCAGCAAGCAAUGGCGAGCCAGCAGUCGCAAGCAUUGUCGAGCCCUUCGCCCGUGGCCACGGUGGCCUCCCUACCCGCGGAGGAGGCGUUGAGGAGAAACGCCGACCGAUCGAGACGGUCCCCAGCCACGAUGCCAGUGGGCCGAGACCACCGGUCACCUCCCCGACUGCCGAACCAGCGUAACUUUCGACGGGACUCUGAAGUCAGGGACGACGAUGCUGUGGUUGUCAUGAAGAGGAAAACCAGGGCGUCGGGACCCUCCACAGACCCCCAGCAGGAGGCGGCAGCCCCAAACAAGCGGCGGCGCUACUCCAAAGACAGCCAUAGGUAGCAACCACCCACGGGGCCUUAGGAAUGCAAAAGAACACACCACCACCAUGAUGUACACACGUGAUCGCGCGUUAAACACACACACAUUGAACCCAGAAGGAGAGGACACUGCUGUGUGCUACUACUGCUGCUAUUGUGCUACCUGCUCUGUACCACUAUUACUACUACUACUACUACCGCUGCUGCCGCUUCUCUGCGUCCGUGGCGGCAUCCUCGCAUAUUUUCCACCGGGGAGCCGUGCAAAAGAGGUCGCGCCUCACUCAAAUGAUAUUCGCUCUUAGUCUUUCCGUUAUCGUUUGUUCUUUGUUUUUUGUUGGUAUUUCUUUUACCCCUACCUUCGUCCUAUUUUUCUCUUCCUCACUGAUCACGGUCUCCCGCUCCUACGGUGACCGUUCAGCAAACAAACAAAUGUCCAGUCCAGAAAGGCUGUUCUCUUCGUAGACUGUUUUAGGGUCGAGCGUGCCACUUUUGCUGCCAAUGCCGUCACUGCCAGGCAGCGCCACUGGGAUGGCCAUCGUCUACUAGCCACGUGGAGAUUCAGCAGCCAAUGCUUCGAUGGCGGAAGUUUUUAGCUUGCCAUAUUUUUGUAGUGACGCGACGUGUGUAUGCUGGGGCAACAAACAAAGCAGAUAGCGCUCCGUCUCCCUGCACAGCCAGAGCAGCGUUAGGGGCCAUGAAUAUAAAAAAAUAAUAUGGACCACAUUCACAAGAACUACUUAGUUUAGAGCUUUUUUGUAAACUUAGGCCUGUCACACAGGACAUUUUUUUGAGAGCUAGCCAAUGGCAAUACAGUGCUUACUAAUAAAAAAACCUUGUGAAUUCGGCCCCUGAUUUUUAAAAGACAAAAUUGUUUUUCGGGUAGCCGGUCAGCUUUUUGGCUUUUCUUGGCUUUGCAACAAGAAGGGGAGCGGGGGGUGGUGUUCAGGAAGACGAAUUUCGACAUCAGCAGUCAUAACUAGGAAAUGAAACAUAGAAAGACAGAAGGGGCAAAUUCAAAUUAAGGAUUCACUUGGUGACCUGCGAAGCAGGCUGAUCAGUCUCUGUGAUGUAUCCACAGUGAUCGGAUAGUAACCUUUAUGGCCACCAGCUGGCAACCAAUGUGCAACCAAUGUGCAACACAGCCACUUAGCUGUUUGUGAUACAUUACAAGCCAUGCAUGUGACGGUUUUCAUUAAUGUGACUAUAAUAUAAUGUGGCUCACUCGGACAUACCAAAUGGUGUCACAGCGGUGGUGACACCAUUUGCACCACCAUUGCUGCUUAAAUGGAACAAAUGCUUCUAAUGUGAUUGGUUUAGUACUUGAAUUCUGCACCACUGUUCAUCUCUCAGUAAAUGGAAAGCCUGUUAAAUGGCAUACAUAUUCCUGGUCCCUUCAGGUUCCUUUUAACGAGAGUCUAUGCAAUCUGGCUCUGCACAUGACUGCCAUGGAGGCACCUUCAGAAGUUGGUGACGCUAUCUAGACCCCACAUGUGACGAUCACUAAAUAGCAUUAGGGUUGUGUUCUAAAACCUGGCCCAUGCUGGAGAACGGGGCUGGGGAGUUGUACCCGCUCAAACACUCGAACAUUCCUGCUUUAUGUGAUUGGUCGAGGCUUCCUCGGACGUCUCAAACUGGGGAUGUAUGCGCGAGCCUCAACCAAUCGCAUGUGGCAAAAAUGUUUUUGUCUGUUUGCAAAGCACGUACAACGUACCAGCCUUGUAAGAGUUACACUAUUCACCUGUGCACAUGACUGCCAUGGAGUCACCUUUGGCUGCUUGUGACACGAUCUGGACUUUGCAUGUGACGGUCACAGGGUCACAGUUGGAUCACGUUCCAGAGUUGGUCAUGCCGGAGAACAGUUCUUCCUUCUUAAGGUUACAUCUUCUAAAGUAAGGUUACAUUUUCUAGCCCUUAACUGCCCUGGAGCUUCCUUCGGGUGUUCGAAUGCUAUCUGGGCCCCCACGUGUGACGUUCGGUGGGCCGCAGUUACCUGCCGACACAUGGCCAUGCUGGAGAACAGUUUGUCCUCCUGAAAUGUUACUUCAUCAUCUGGCUGCGCAAAUGACAGUCACCUCAGCUUGUGACGCUAUCUGGCACGACUGAUGCCUGGCUGUGCCGUGAGGCAGGGUUUCUCGGUGCUUUUGGCUUCGUUUGAAGGCGGCAUAAGUAGGCGGGCGUUACCUUACCGACGACAGUUAGUGCAGUGAACUCGCGGUCUUUCUCGGACUCUGUCCUCGGCAUGUGACGGUUGGCAAGACGCUAGUGACCAAGGGGCGGACGCUCUAAAUGACUGUGACAGUGCUUAGGCCGGUCGCGAUGCAAUGCUUCAUUUUAAUUCACUGUGACCCCCCCUCACCUCCCUUACCCCUUCUUUUCUCCCGUCCUAGUGAGAUAUCUGUGAAUCCACAAACACACACACACAACCCACAAAAAAAGAGAGAGCUAGGGAAAAAAAAUUAUACAUAGAAGAAAACUGGAUGAUGUACUGUAUAUCUGUGUACAGAAAUGUGAAUGACACUAAAGAACGGUAGGCAUGUGUUAUCUUCUUGCAUAUAUUAAUAGUUUUUUUGUCUACCUUGUACUUUUUUUUCUCUCUCUCUCGUCAUUCGCAUUUAUUUCCUUGUUAGUCUUUUCACUGUUGUGUUUGUUUGCAUAGGUGCGUGUGUGGAUAAACGAAAAAAGGACCUAGAGGUGUUUUCUCCUUUUUUUUUUUGUCUUCUGCGUGCUUUUUGCUGCCAUUGCAUUGUAAAUACGUCAUGCCAUAUAGACACAUGUGGUGCAUUGUACAGAGUGCAGAAACUUGCGUUUUUUUUUGUUUUUUUAAUCGUCGGGCGCCACGGAACCACAGGGGAAAGCAAAGUGUUUUGACGUGGUUUGCUCGUGCCGCCGAUCGGCCCGUGUUCGGGUUCAUUACAUAUGCCCGUCGCAGAGGAAACUUUUUGUUUUCUUUCUCACUUCUGUGACACGAUGUUUGCUUUUUUUUUUUUUCAGCAAACUGCUUACAUGAUAUUUUCCCUGCCCCCAUCCUUGUACAUCGUCGUUAAGUCAUACAUCCAGUUUUGUUUCCCUGAGAGAGAGCUUUGAGAUAGAUUUUUUCAUCAAAACCAUGCACGCACGCGCCUGGCAUCGAGUUUUGCUGCGUUAUUGUAAAUAGAGAGAGAAAGAUUCAGUGCUUAUGUUAUUUAGCGCCUGUGUAUUUCCAACCCUUCCACCAUCCCCCCACUCUUCUAUUUUUUUUUCCCCCGCUGUUGCAGAGUCAAAGAUUUGCUACUACUUUAUGCAAUUCCCCCCCCCCCCUUCCUUUGGCAGGUUUUGUGGGAGUCUGCAUGUUUCUGCAUUUCUUUUCACACCUUUCUUCUCAACAUUUUGUACUCUUCGUCGUCACAGUCUCAUUGCGUCAUAUCCAUCCAUUGUUCACACUCGCUCUCGUUUUCACAAGAAAAAGUCAUAUUUCACUUUCUUAGGAGACUCAUCAUUAGUCUUUUAUUCUUUCUCUUGCUAAACGCGCAGAAAGAGCAGAGUUAGGGUAUCAAAAACAGUUGUUUUUUUUGUGCUGAAAGAAAAGAGUGCACAGAAAAAGGGGGGAUCAAAGUAUUUUAAUUGAGUUCAGUGUUGUGCAGAACUCUGGGUGUCAUGAGGGCCCAGCACGAAUGGACCCUUGUGACGAUCGGACAGAUCUGUCACAUCUGUGGCGCAGUCGGAUGCGACAGAAAAACAGACCUUUCACAUUCAUGACACAUUUGGACGCGACGGAUGGACAGAUCCGUCACAUCCGUGACACAGUCAAGUGUGACGGUCGGACAGGUCUGUCACAUCCGUGAUGCAUUCAGACUUGACGGAUCUGCCACGGUAUCGGUCGGGAGGAAAGGUCUGUCAGCUUGCGUCCUUCCGUAAAGCUGUUUGGAAGCUCUUGGAAUUUUCUCCCUAUGUGAAUUUUUUUCCUUCAUCGAUUUUCAAGUCACUCAUCUGUUGCCAUUGCCUUUUUUUUUUUUCCGUCGUUGAAGGUCGACGCUAUUUAACUGUAAUCGUGUUGCACAAUGAACAAAUUCACGUACGCUCAUGGCGUAACUGUCGCCCCUCUCCUCUUCCUGCUUUGACACCGAGUUGCGGUUGUGAUGUUCCGAAGGUGCGAUGUUUCAAAUCUGAUGUUCAAAUGAACCACCUGUCAUAUGGAAAAACGGCAAGUCAUGGUUCUCGAAUCACUCAUCCGCAGGAGACACCGUCAAGUGACGAAAACUUUUAGAGGGUGACACAACCUUGAAAGAAGCUAGAAAUGGAACUUUUCCCCGAUUGUAACUUUGCGUUUGUUUCUUGUAUUAAUGAGGUUCCUCACUGUUCAGUUUCGGCGCGACUUCAAUAGAAAUUUUGGAUUCUUUCCCUGGAACUUGCAUUUCAGUCACUCAAGGGACAGCAGUUUGGUUACCCAAGCAUUCGUUUCACUUCCCCUAGUGUCUGUUAGGCUUCCCAGGUGUAAAAGCAGGACUGUGGCAGUCGUAGUGUGCGAUGGCGUACGUAGUGCUCAGGCGCAGUUGUACGGACAGGCGCGACGAGGUUAUAGACCGCGGUGUUCGCGAGUAGUUUGUUUGGCAUCGUGACAGUAAAAGUGAGUGGGCCAAGAUGCAUGCCCUUCUCGUCUUGCGGGAGCGUGCAGAAAGAAGUGCGCUCGCCGUGUAAAAUGCGCAACUCUGAGAACAAAAAAAUCGAGAUUAGAAAAAAGCUACCCGGUGUAGCCAUUAGCCAAAGCCUCAGUGGGAGAGGGCCGUGAACUGUGAGCAUAAAGAAAAAAAAAAAUGGUGCGAAGUCGGAGGGGUAGGUAGAACCGUGGAUGCCCUUUUUGAUGUUUACGCUUUUUUUUCUUCCUGUUCCCGCUCGUUAUGGUCCCUCCCAAUCGUCUCCCUCACAAACCCUCUCCCCCAUUAAUCUCUUCGUUAUCGUUUUAACCGCACGUUUGGUUUCCUGGGACGCAACGUGCCGUGUACAUAGUUUUACGUCUAUUUCCGUCACACCGCUCUCUCUCUUUCUCUUUCCGGCUGCCCACUGUACAAAACCAUUUCCGGGCGAGUGAUUUUUCGUUGCGACGUUUGCGCGAGCGGGUACCUUCGAGCAAGAUGAAAAGGCCUUAUGACGAUGCAAAAGAGAUAUAACAAAAAAAGCAUCACCUCCCGUUAGCAGUAGCAGGGGGCGGCAACGCCUCAAGGUUUUUCAGCACUGUCCUCUGCAUUGCCCGCCUUUUUCCUCCUCCCCUUCUGUUUGAUGAGCUGUUACUGUGAGAAAUAGAUGGUUAUCAUUGAUUGGUGGUUUAAAGUAUCUCCCCCGUAGGCCAAUUUUCCGGUUAUGUUAUUUGCCUGCUUUCUUCCUCUCAUCCUCCGGAAAAUUCUGCGUUUGAUCCUUGACGGUCGACGGACCCACCUAUCGGCUAAGCUUGUUCCUUCUAUUAACCGGCUAGUUUGUUAACAGGUGGAACAGCUCACAUUUUCUAGCAAGCGAAGAAACACUUCAUUAAUCACAUUGUCAGUCUCGUUUCCGGUUACACUUUACUGCUAGACGUAAAGGCAUGUUCCAAUUGGCCCACCGAUAGCAUGCACUGGCUAGCUACAGUAGGGAACCUCCGUGAUAAUUAAAGAUUCACGAAGAAAGAAAUCUUGCGAACAUUGUUACUUGGGUGCUUCCAGUGCUCCCUGCAGUGAUAAUGCGGUGAUCAUACUAUGUAUAGCAAGCUUCUGCUGCUAGUUUUAUUCACUUGGUCAUUACGGAUGGUAAUUGAUUAUAUAUUUAAGUGCAUGCAGCCAUUUCUGAUUGGCAGGCUGACAAACAUGCCUUUGCGAAAGCUUCAAAGCGAAGGACUUCUAACUUUCGGUAGCCUCUUUUUUUUUUCUAUUUGAUCGCAAGUCAGUCCACAUGCGAGUGCAAGUUGCUCCAGCUUACAAGCAUCACGAGGCAUCACGAGUGCAACCCACCACAGUGCAGUGCAACACUGGGGCGUCACCAGUGUAAGACAGCGUUUGUCGAGCAGGGCUCAAGCGUGAAAAGCUAUUCUUCCUUAGCCUCCCUUUCUGCUGCCUCCCCCAUUCCUGCCCAUAUAUUUUUAUGAAACACCCGUUUGUUUGUUCUUACCUUCUCCUCAGCUAUAUAUUUGUUGUUGUUGCAUCAUGGUUUUUCUCACUUUUUUUUUUCGUCAGAAUCUUGUAACUGCCUUGUGAAUAUAUUUGUACAUUUGCUGCAACAUCUCUGUAUAGAAGAAAAAAAAAAGAACCACAGACACUAUGCCUGCAGAUUGUAAUGAAGAAAAAAACUUUUUAUGGUUUGUUGUGAGUUUUCAUACCGGUAUUAAAAACUGUCACUUGAA
Messenger RNA from Rhipicephalus sanguineus (brown dog tick), 12047 nucleotides. RefSeq names its product mucin-19. Gene Ontology annotation, biological process: positive regulation of transcription by RNA polymerase II. The transcript has 10 exons. NCBI's taxonomy places the organism in Eukaryota, Metazoa, Arthropoda, Arachnida, Ixodida, Ixodidae. The record is from RefSeq and is a predicted model, not a curated record. Gene Ontology annotation, cellular component: histone methyltransferase complex; nucleus; transcription regulator complex. The coding region runs from base 87 to 5723 and encodes 1878 amino acids.